This is a messenger RNA of Pterocles gutturalis (yellow-throated sandgrouse), 1264 nucleotides long. Its product is annotated as oncostatin-M-specific receptor subunit beta-like. Gene Ontology annotation, biological process: cytokine-mediated signaling pathway. Gene Ontology annotation, cellular component: external side of plasma membrane. The record is from RefSeq and is a predicted model, not a curated record. The transcript has 8 exons. NCBI's taxonomy places the organism in Eukaryota, Metazoa, Chordata, Aves, Pterocliformes, Pteroclidae. Gene Ontology annotation, molecular function: protein binding; cytokine receptor activity. The annotation marks the transcript as partial.
AUGAUGAAUCACUUCAUGGUUCUAGCAGUGGUGAUCUCCCUGAGGACUUGCUACACUACGCACUCACAGCAAGAAUCUGUUGUGUUUCCAGUAGUGUACCUUAACAUUUCCAAGGAUUUGGCUCUUCAGCGGUUGCUGGUGGAGUGGGAUGUUGGCAAGUCAGCGCAUGAUGCUGAGCUGGCAAUGUCUUUUGAAAUACAAGUCCGUCGAACAGAUGUAACUACUACUGUGUGGACAGAGUUCCAUAAUGUCACACUUGAUAAAUCAGGAAAGCCUCUUCGUUGGAUAUGGGAUUCAGACUUACCUUUGGAGUGUUUGUCACACUCAGUGAGAAUCAGGAGCAAAGCAGAAGCAUCAAAAAUCUGGAGUCAGUGGAGUCUGUGGGAGACUGUCCUGGGCCUGGACACUUCAAAUAGCAGUGGACCACAUAUCUUUCCAAAUGAAAAAAUUGUAGAGGAAGGCUCCGACAUUACUUUUUGUUGCAUUGGAAGGAAAGGUCAAAUCAUUAAGGAAUUCUUUCUAGUGCCAGCGGUUCAUGUUUUCAGUUCUGCAAACAGUGAAGUCGGACUUCUCACUGUGAAAAAUGUGUCACAUCAAGGAGUGCCCCACAUCACAGUCCACUGUCAAGAGUCUUGCAAUGAAGAACAGUGCUAUGAUUAUGCUACUUUCUUUGUGGGUAAACCACCUGAUACACCUCAUGAUUUUUCCUGCCAAACUCAAGACAUGAGAAUAGUAACAUGUACUUGGACCCAAGGAGGAGACACCUAUCUUCAUGGUCAUCGUUCACCAAAAUACACCUUGUUCGAAGAGUUUUCCCAAAAAGUGGUUCCAUGCACAGGAAGUUGUUCUGAGCAGUGCUCAUGUUCUUUGGAUAUAGGCCAGCAGAGGAUCUGUAAUAUCACAUUGACUGUGGAAAACGCACUGGGAAAGAAAACUGCCGUGGAUGUUUUUGAUGUAACUCACAGAAUUUAUCCUGCUGCACCUUUCCAGCUAUGGGAAGAAUGCACAGAUACAGAAAUCACAUUAUAUUGGAAACAUCAAAACAAAGGAAGGAAACUCUUUUGUCAGACUGAAGUGCUCCAACCUGAUGGGAAAGUACAACUGCAUAAUAGUUCAGACAUGGAUCUCCAUUAUGCCAGCAUCACACUGGGUGGACUGGAGCCAUACACUGAAUAUACAGCUCGAGUACACUGUGGGGCAGCUAAGCAUUUCUGGAGGUGGAGUGAAUGGAGUGAAGCCCGAACCAUCAGAACAAAGGAAGCAG